AUGGCCAUGACAGAGUACUGUCAGCGUUUGAAGACUCUCGCUGACCCUCUGCAGGACCUCGGUGAACUGAUCUCUGACUGCACGCUCGUCCUCAACCUCAUCCACGACCUCUCCCCUCGUUUUUCUUCUCAGGCGGAGCUACUGCCUCUUCAAGUGUCGUUCCCGACAUUCUCAACCGCCCGAUCGGCUCUCCUCCUUGCUAAGAUACGCCAUGCUGCUCGUGCCUCCACGCCCGACGGCAUCACCGCCCUCUUCGUCACCCCCACGUCCACUCCGGCUUCUUCGAACUCCAAGGGCAAGAACGGUUACAAGGGAAAAGGUUGA
Messenger RNA from Oryza brachyantha (malo sina), 324 nucleotides. RefSeq lists its product as uncharacterized. The transcript has a single exon. The record is from RefSeq and is a predicted model, not a curated record. NCBI's taxonomy places the organism in Eukaryota, Viridiplantae, Streptophyta, Magnoliopsida, Poales, Poaceae. The coding region runs from base 1 to 324 and encodes 107 amino acids.